AUGCUACCCCAAAACCCAACCUGCUUCUCUAGCCCCCACCCCUCGCCCCACGCUACCCCAAAACCCAACCUGCUUCUCUAUCCCCCACCCCUCGCCCUACGCUACCCAAAAAACCAACCUGCUUCUCAAACCCCCACCCCACGCCCCACGCUACCCCAAAACCCAACCUGCUUCUCUAGCCCCCACCCCUCGCCCUACGCUACCCCAAAACCCAACCUGCUUCUCUAUCCCCCACCCCUCGCCACACGCUACCCCAAAACCCAACCUGCUUCUCUAUCCCCCACCCCUCGCCACACGCUACACCCAAAACCCAACCUGCUUCCCUAUCCCCCACCCCUCGCCACACGCUACCCCAAAACCCAACCUGCUUCUCUAUCACCCUUCCCUCGCCCCACGCUUCCCCAAAACCCAACCUGCUUCUCUAUCCCCCACCCCUCGCCCCACGCUACCCCAAAACCCAACCUGCUUCUCUAUCCCCCACCCCUCGCCCCACGCUACCCAAAAACAAACCUGCUUCUCUACCCCCCACCCCUCGCCCCACGCUACCCCAAAACCCAACCUGCUUCUCUAUCCCCCACCCCUCGCCCCACGCUAACCCAAAAACCAACCUGCUUCUCAAACCCCCACCCCUCGCCCCACGCUACCCCAAAACCCAACCUGCUUCUCCAACCCCCACCCCUCGCCCCACGCUACCCCAAAACCCAACCUGCUUCUCUAGCCCCCACCCCACGCCCCACGCUACCCCAAAACCCAACCUGCUUCUCUACCCCCACCCCUCGCCACACGCUACCCCAAAACCCAACCUGCUUCUCUAUCCCCAACCCCUCGCCCCACGCUACCCCAAAACCCAACCUGCUUCUCUAG
Haliotis rufescens (red abalone) is the source of this 864-nucleotide messenger RNA. Its product is annotated as extensin-like. Bases 1 to 864 code for a protein of 287 amino acids. The transcript has a single exon. The record is from RefSeq and is a predicted model, not a curated record. Lineage: Eukaryota; Metazoa; Mollusca; Gastropoda; Lepetellida; Haliotidae.